AUGAGUAACACGUCCUCACCAACACUUGAUACUAAGCGUGACCUUAAGUCUCUUCAGACAGGUCGCCCUGUCCCUGGGUAUAAGAAUACACCGGAAUUAAUUAAGGCACAUUUGGCCAAAACAGGUGGCAAGCAAUAUUUUAGGUUCCCGCCCGAGCCCAAUGGCUUUCUGCACAUCGGCCAUGCCAAAAGCAUGAACCUUAAUUUUGGGAACGCUAAAGCCCACAACGGGAAGUGCUACCUUCGCUAUGAUGACACUAACCCCGAGUCCGAGGAGCAGAUCUAUAUCGAUGCCAUUCUGGAGAUGGUGAAGUGGAUGGGCUGGGAGCCGGACUGGGUUACCUUUUCCUCAGACUACUUCGACCAACUGUACGAGUUCGCUAUCCGACUUAUCAAGAAGGGCAAGGCUUACGUUGACCACAGCACGACAGAGCAGGUGAGGCAACAACGGGAGUUGCGUGAAGAAAGCCCCUGGCGUAACCGUCCGGUGGAGGAAAACCUACGACUAUUCAAACACAUGCUCGAAGGCCGGUACAAUGAGGGUGAGGCGGUUCUACGUGUAAAGUGUGACAUGAAAAGUGAUAAUCCCAAUAUGCGCGAUUUCAUCGCCUACCGUGUGAAGUACACAGAGCACCCGCAUGCGAAGGACAAGUGGUGUAUUUAUCCAAGUUAUGACUAUACUCACUGUCUCAUUGACUCGCUUGAGGAUAUAGACUACAGUCUGUGCACUCUGGAAUUCGAGACUCGUCGGGAGAGCUACUUCUGGUUGCUGGAUGAACUUAAUCUUUGGCGUCCGCACGUGUGGGAGUUCAGCCGCCUUAAUGUCACAGGGUCGCUCCUUUCCAAAAGAAAAAUCAACGUGUUGGUGGCGAAAGGAAUAGUGCGAGGGUUUGACGAUCCUCGACUAAUGACGCUUGCAGGAAUGCGGCGACGUGGGUACAAUCCAAGGGCCAUCAAUAAGUUCUGCGAUCUCAUCGGUGUCACUCGUUCCAUGAAUAUUAUACAGAUCGUCAAUCUCGAGAACACCCUCCGCGAAGACUUGGAUGAACGCUGCGAGCGCCGACAGUUGAUCGUUAAUCCCAUUAAGGUGGUUGUGGACAACUGGAGUGGUGAAAUGGAGGUUGAAUGCCCUAAUCAUCCGCAAAAGCCGGAGUUAGGCACACGGAAAGUUAUCUUCACUGACAGCUUCUACAUUGACAAGAGCGACUUCCGACCACUGGAUAAUGACCGAAAGUUCUACGGCCUUGUUCCAGGCCCGCGGGAAGUUGGUUUGAAGUACUGUGGCAUCAUCACUUGUACUGACUUUGAAUGCAAUGAGGAUGGGACUCCUCACAUUAUUCAUGUCAACAUCGACUUUGAAAGAAAGAUCAAACCAAAGACUAACAUCACGUGGGUGAGCACGAAGCAUUGUGUACCUGUGGAGUUCCGUUUAUAUAGCAUGUUACUUAAGGAUGAUCGUGCUGCCGUUGACCCAGAGUUCCUGAUGUACAUUGAUGAAAAUAGCGAGAAAAUUUUACACGGGUUCGCAGAGAAGAGUGUGGAAUCGAUGAAGGUUUUUGAGACGCUCCAGGCUGAACGUUUCGGCUACUUUGUGGUCGACCCUGACACGAAGCCCUCACAUCUAGUGAUGAACCGCAUCCUUGGUUUACGUGAGGACAAACAGAAAACGCAAGUUAAUACUUAUGAGAUAAAUGGCGAUGAAAGUAAAAAGUUAUGCGAUGUAGAACAUAACCUUUAA
This is a messenger RNA of Phytomonas sp. Hart1, 1737 nucleotides long. Lineage: Eukaryota; Euglenozoa; Kinetoplastea; Trypanosomatida; Trypanosomatidae. The record is from the annotation of a GenBank genome assembly.